Messenger RNA from Herpailurus yagouaroundi (jaguarundi), 3030 nucleotides. It is a transcript of the gene GJA10, whose product is annotated as gap junction protein alpha 10. The transcript is spliced from 4 exons. Gene Ontology annotation, cellular component: connexin complex. Gene Ontology annotation, biological process: cell-cell signaling. Gene Ontology annotation, molecular function: gap junction channel activity. The coding region runs from base 852 to 2327 and encodes 491 amino acids. The record is from RefSeq and is a predicted model, not a curated record. NCBI's taxonomy places the organism in Eukaryota, Metazoa, Chordata, Mammalia, Carnivora, Felidae.
UGUCACCCCUUCUAAGAUGGCAGUAAGACUGUACUUGAGAUGUGACUAAUGUAGAUGUUAUGUAAGACUGGGAAUUAGGAGACCUAAUCUCUGUCCACAUUGGGCAAGUUAUUUGACCUCUCUGGAAUUCAAAUACUUUCUCCAAAAAAUCUGACAGAGCUUUCUAAGGCUUUCAGAUUAUCCACUUGGAGUUGGUUGGGGGGGCGGUGGGGAUAUCCUGAGCUGCCUGUUUCAGCCUAAUAGAGUAUUGGUAGCACGCAUAAUCUACAGACAUGUACAGCCCCCUCUCUGGUUUAUUGAUCUCUUUUUGAGAUGUUACUACUUGCAGCCUAGCAUGAUUUGCAAGAACACUUUGGGCUUGAUUGUCACUCCAUUUUUACUUGUUCACAUUUCAUGAGGCAAGACUCAUCCCAGGCAGCUGUUGAAUGAAAUUGGACGUGACCCAUUGAUCUAUGACAUGGAUUCCCAAUUGGUUGGAAGAAAUGCACCCAAAACUCAAAUCACUGUGAUCAUCCACAAAAAAGAUAGGAAAAUUCUCAUUUGUUUCACUUUUCAUUUGUAAAUAUGAUAUACCAGGAGGGGCUCAGGCAUGGGGUCAAUUAGAGGAAAAUAUCACAAGAGAAUUGCAAAGCCCCAGAGGACAUUUUGACCUCUAGAGAGAACUAGGUUAGACUCCAUUGAUCAAAACUACUGUGCUCAUUCUGGAUCCUGCCCCACACCCAGCUGAUUAGACGCUUUAUAUCUGCAACCAGCAGCAGUUUUUCACUAAUUAGCCACUCACGGUCCAACUUUAAGGUUCUGUGAGCAGUUACUAUUAUUUUUGACCACCUAUAAGACAUUAAUCUCUUACCAUGGGGGAUUGGAAUUUACUGGGUGACAUCCUAGAGGAAGUUCACUCCCACUCAACUAUAGUGGGGAAAAUCUGGCUGACCAUUCUCUUCAUUUUCCGAAUGCUGGUACUGGGUGUGGCUGCUGAAGAUGUCUGGGAUGAUGAACAGUCAGCAUUUGCCUGCAACACCCAGCAGCCAGGUUGCAACAAUAUCUGUUAUGAUGAUGCUUUCCCUAUCUCUUUGAUCAGGUUCUGGGUUUUACAGAUAAUCUUUGUGUCUUCUCCUUCUCUGGUGUAUAUGGGCCAUGCACUUUAUAGACUCAGGGCCUUUGAAAAGGAGAGGCAGAGGAAAAAGUCACACCUUAGAGUCCGGAUGGAGAAUCCAGAGCUUGAAUUGGAGGAGCAACAAAGGAUAGAUAGAGAGCUGAAGAGAUUGGAGGAGCAGAAGAGAAUCCAUAAAGUCCCUCUGAAAGGAUGUCUGCUCCGUACUUAUGUCUUACACAUCUUAACGAGAUCUGUGCUGGAAGUAGGGUUCAUGAUAGGCCAGUAUGUUCUCUAUGGGUUUCAAAUGCACCCCCUUUACAAAUGCACUCAAUCUCCUUGCCCUAAUGCAGUGGAUUGCUUUGUAUCCAGGCCCACAGAGAAGACAAUUUUCAUGCUCUUUAUGCACAGCAUUGCAGCCAUCUCUUUGUUCCUUAAUGUACUGGAAAUAUCUCAUCUGGGGAUCAGGAAAAUCAUGAGGGCACUUUAUGAGAAAUCCAGCAAUGAGGACAUUGAGGAUGAAAGUGGCACUCCAUUCCAUUUGAAAAAAUAUUCGGUGGCCCAGCCUUGUAUGAUUUGCUCUCCCUUGCCUAAAAGAAUCUCUUUACUUCAAGCCAACAAUCAACAGCAAGUCUUUCAAGUCAAUGUGCUGAAGUCUAAAAACACAUGUGAAAGCCUACAGCCCAGGCAACUUGAAGUAGACCCUUGCUGUAUUAAAAAAGAGUGGACUGAGAAGGAUCAGCACAGAGAACAGCUCCAUGUCCACAGCCCAUGUCCUUGGGAUGACAGUACUCUAAUUCAGCACCAGGGACAGCAACCAGGCCAUUCAUUUGGCCUAGAAAAUGUGAAGUCCCAGUCCUGGCUAGGUACAGAGAUGGCUCCUAGACAUUGCCCAUCCUAUGCAAUAGGAACCUGGGAGCAGUCCCAGGAUCUACGACCCUCAGGAGAGCCUCUUACAGAGUUGCACAGUCACUGUAGAGACAGCGAUGGCAGCAUGAGAGAGAGUGGGGUCUGGACAGACAGAUCUCACCUGGACAGUCGCAAGGCCAGCUUUCUGUCCAGAUUGCUGUCUGAAAAGGGACAGUUGCACAGUGACUCAAGAAGCUUCAGUUCUCAGAACAGCUCUUGCUUGGAUCUUCUGCACCGGGAAAAUAGUCCCUCGCUUCUGCCUUCUGCCACUGGGUAUAGAACAUCAAUGAACAUGCUUCUAGAACUUUCAUCUAUUAUGAAAAAAUAAUUCAUGCUUGGGGCCAGAAAAAUGGACCAAGGACCAACCAGCAUCUGCAGGAGAAAAGUUGCACCUUUGUUAGCUCAAACUGCAAGAAGAAUUGUGGGAACCAUCCCCUCCACAGAGACACCCGCCAGGCGAUGGAAGUGGAAAUGAGGCGUGGAGAUAUGAAGACGCAUGAUCUGUUCCACAGUGAGUUGGUAGAAGAGCCAGUGAAGACCAGGUGGAUGAAAAUGAUGCUGGGGCCAAGUCCAAGUGGGUACCAUUAAGGGGCAUACCAUAUUCCAGGUGCUUAAGACACAUUAUCUAUACCUGUUUUAUCUACAACUGUGCAAAGUUAUUGUUUGCCCCCACUUUAUAAACCAGAGAAGGCUCAAAGAGACUAAGUAACUUGCCCCACAGCUAAAGGUCACACAGCUAAAGUGCAUGCAGUGCAGCUGAAUUGAAACCCAGAUCCAGGUCCAGCUGUUCCAAGGCCUGGACUCCUUCCAGGAAGCUGUAAAGUCGUGUUCUCUCUCUUGUCCAUAACAAUCAGCAGCCCCCGGGCAAUGAUUUAUUUGCACAUCCGUCUGCCCAACUAACCUGUGAAAGCUACAAGGAUAAGGCCUGUGCAUUUUAAGUCUCGGAUGCCCAGCAUGCAGCGUAGUGUUGGUUGAAUGAAUGUAUGUUUAUGUAUAGAUGCCAAAGACAAUAUAGUACGCAUCGCUUUAAA